Messenger RNA from Botrytis cinerea B05.10, 471 nucleotides. RefSeq names its product Bccox12 (gene Bccox12). The transcript has 5 exons. Bases 76 to 333 code for a protein of 85 amino acids. Gene Ontology annotation, cellular component: respiratory chain complex IV; mitochondrion. The record is from RefSeq and is a predicted model, not a curated record. NCBI's taxonomy places the organism in Eukaryota, Fungi, Ascomycota, Leotiomycetes, Helotiales, Sclerotiniaceae.
GUCUCAAUUGAACCACCACCACCACCACCAUCUCCCCUCUAAAUUCUGUGAUCGCCAGAAAAUAAAUACGCAAAUAUGUCUGAAGAACGCGAGACCAAGCCCUUCAAGUUCGUCACUGCUGGAUUCGACGCUCGAUUCCCUAACCAGAACCAAACUAAGCAUUGCUGGCAAAACUAUGUCGAUUAUCACAAGUGCAUCCUAGCCAAGGGCGAGGACUUCGCACCAUGCCGUCAAUUUUUCUUGGCUUACAAGUCAUUGUGCCCAAGUGCCUGGGUUGAGAGAUGGGAUGACCAACGUGACAACGGAACAUUCCCCACUCGAUUGGAUCAGUAAGGAAUUUGAGGGUUCUAGAGGGUUGCAUGGUGGGAUAGAGCAGAAGACGUUUACAAUGGAUAUGUAUCAUACAGAGCAUUAUGCGAAUUGAUGAGAAACGAUUCGGCUUGAAUAGACGUGCUUGAUUGAAAUUUGGUA